CGUUUUGAUGGAAUUGAUUUGCCAAGUGGCAACCAUAAAUGUGCUUCUAAAAUUCACUUUCCAGGGAGAGAGAGAGCAAGAGAACUCAUACAAAAACAAACUCAGAUUUUAGAGACCGAUGACCGCGAACGGAGCCGCGCGGCGCACACAAGAGAACUUAAAAACAACAAUAUAACAAGUGAAACAGAAAAAGAAAACCACAUCGACUACUAGUAGAGAGCAAGAGCACCAGCAACGACAGAUACAUCGGAGUUUAGAGCACAAGUACACACAGUUUGAACGAAUCGAAUCGGAAUACCGAACUUAAGCGGAGGAAUACCUGCUUCUCUGAAAAAGAACAGAAGAGAAGCAAAACAGACUGCUGCAAUUGCUCCGUUCCGUUUGUCGUUGUUAUCGUCGCUGUCGUAGUUGUUCAUUGUUGUUCGAAAAUGAAAAUAUAAAUAUAUAAAAUCGAAAAUUUCCAUUUUAAAAUAAGUUUCUUUUUUUUAAUAAGAAACAAAUAGGAAUUAAAGAAUAAAGUCUCUCCAAAAUAAGUUUAGUCCAAAAUUUAAUCUUAAUCGAAAUCGAGUUAUUUAUAUGAUAAAUACAUAUAACUGUGAUUCCUCAAUGGACACCAUAUAUAUAAAAUAUAUAAGUAAAAAAGUUGAGAGUACAAAGUGUGUGAUAUAAUAAUUCCACCUCCUUGUCCACCACCGGCGGCGGCGGCUGCCACCUUCUUCGCCUACUCAUUCUACAUCGCCAUCAUCAUCUGUAGCAAAGUAUACAUUAUUCCCACGACACGCGUCGAGAUGAUAAGCACCUGCAAAAAUUAUUAACCAACAAAAAUAGAAGACCAUCAACUUCAGAAACAGCAAACGGCAGCAUAUUCUGCUUCCUUUUGACGGCCAAAGCCAAGAUCUCAAAUUUCACAAUAAACGCUUUACUUUCCUAUUUGUUCCUAUGAGUCCAGUAUGAAAAACAGAGAUGGGAGGGUUUCUGGAUAAACCGAAAACAGUCAAACACAAUGACCAUGGCGAGGGCAAUAAACUAUUGUUUGGCGUCAGCUCAAUGCAAGGAUGGCGUUGCGAAAUGGAAGAUGCAUAUUAUGCCCGCGCCGGCUUAGGCGAAUGUCUCGAAGAUUGGAGUUUCUUUGCAGUAUUCGAUGGCCAUGCGGGCUGUAAAGUAUCCGAGCACUGUGCCAAGCACUUGCUCGAAUAUAUUAUUAAAACAGACGAAUUCCAAAAUGGUGACCAUGUAAAAGGUAUUCGAACUGGCUUCCUGCGUAUCGAUGAGGUGAUGCGAAAAUUGCCUGAAUUUGUAUCAAAUGCUGAGAAAUGUGGUGGUACAACAGCGGUUUGUGCAUUUGUAUCACCCAAUCAAGUGUAUAUAGCAAAUUGUGGAGAUUCGCGGGCAGUACUUUGUCGAAAUGGAGUACCUGUAUUUGCGACACAAGAUCAUAAACCAAUAUUGCCGGAAGAAAAAGAGCGGAUACACCGAGCUGGUGGUAGUGUUAUGAUUAAACGUGUCAAUGGUACGCUGGCCGUUUCGCGAGCACUGGGUGAUUUUGAUUAUAAAAAUGUGAAAGAAAAAGGUCAGUGCGAACAAUUGGUGUCGCCGGAGCCGGAGAUUUUUUGCCAAAUUCGUGAGGAUGCUGACGAGUUUCUCGUUUUGGCAUGCGAUGGUAUAUGGGAUGUAAUGACUAAUGAGGACGUUUGUAGUUUUAUCCAUUCGAGGCUGAAAAUCACUCAUGAUCUGGUGAAUAUAUCAAAUCAAGUGAUUGACACAUGCUUACACAAGGGCAGUCGUGAUAAUAUGAGCAUCAUCAUAAUUGCUUUCCCAGGAGCACCAAAAAUCACGGCGGAAGACAUUGCCGCCGAGAAACGGCUGGAGAAGCAGAUAGAAAAAAUCACGAGAGAGGAAUUAUCAUGUGAUGAGAAUAGGGAAUUUGUUGACUUAUUACAAAACCUUCAAAGCAGAGAAAUCGAAGGUUUACCGCCUGGUGGUGGCCUCCAUUCUAAGUAUCCAAUUAUUGAACGUAUUUUCAAGGAAGUCUACCCAGAAGAAAAAUGUGAAAGCACGUGGCAUUGAUUUGCAGUUAAACCUUUGAUAGUGCAAAAGUGCAAAAUCCUGCUGAAAUUACCAAAUAAAUUUAAAAAGAAAGAAAGAAGAAAAAAACAAAAACAAAAGAAAAGAAAAUUUAUAUCCUAAGCAAAUUUUUAAUUUAACAAAAAAAAUAAAAAAAAAAAACAACAAAAAACUGUAAACACAAAUUAAUAAGUAAAACAAAAAAUUCACAAAAAAAAACAAAAACAAUAUAGAAGAAAGAAAAAAAAAAUCCUGUAAUUGCAAUUAAUUUAUAACAAAAACCCUUAUAUAAAUUAUAAAAUAAAGAAAAUAUUAAAUGUAGUAAGGUAUUAAAAAAAAAACAAGAAAAAACAAAA
This is a messenger RNA of Episyrphus balteatus (marmalade hoverfly), 2420 nucleotides long. RefSeq names its product protein phosphatase 1B (gene alph). The coding region runs from base 964 to 2067 and encodes 367 amino acids. Lineage: Eukaryota; Metazoa; Arthropoda; Insecta; Diptera; Syrphidae. The record is from RefSeq and is a predicted model, not a curated record. Gene Ontology annotation, biological process: negative regulation of stress-activated MAPK cascade; protein dephosphorylation. Gene Ontology annotation, molecular function: manganese ion binding; magnesium ion binding; protein serine/threonine phosphatase activity. Gene Ontology annotation, cellular component: nucleus; cytosol. The transcript is spliced from 6 exons.